UCAAGUCAGUCAGCUUUGCCGCCCGCUGCCGCUCGCCUCGCCCGCUCCGUGCCGCUCCGUGCCGUGGCCGCCGCCAGCAGACGACGCGCUGCCGUGAGUCCGGUGUGGACGUGACCCGGAGCCCGCCCGCGCGUUGAUGUCAUCCGCCGAGGCUGCGCCGGCCCAAGCUCAAGCCGGUCGUGCUGCUGCUGCUGUUUUCGUUUCGUCUGCUCCGCGGCGCCCGGCGUCCUCCGCCCUGCCGUGAGGUCGUCGCCGCGCCGGCCGCGAGCCGCGAGUCGUUAUCGAGUGACACUGGCCCUUAUCUGCCCGCGCCGCCGCCACGCCCCCCGUGACGCUCAGUGAUUGGAUUACGACCAGGAUUAGACCAGCAGCAGCAACAACUUCGACUGGCGUAAGAUAAGAAAUAUUGUGACCUGGUCUCCCUUCGUCCAGAACUACAAGAACCAGCAGUACUUUUGGGUUCAGCUCGCCGGUCACCAAGGUAACUUUCGAGCGGGCCCCACUCCUGGCACGAUCCUGAAGAAGGUGUGCACCGCCGAGGAGGUGGCGUUCAAGUCCCUGAUGAAGGACCGGCUAAAGCCCUACGUGCCGGACUACAAGGGCCAGAUUACGUCAGAGGAGGGAGAUUCUUACCUUCACUUGCAAGACCUCCUCAGCGAGUUCAACAAGCCCUGCGUCAUGGACUGCAAGAUGGGCGUCAGGACGUACCUUGAGGAUGAGCUCAACAAGGCACGCGGCAACCAGAAGCUGCGCAAGGACAUGUAUGAGAAGAUGAUCGCCGUCAACCCCGACGAGCCCACCGAGGACGAGCGGAGAGCGGGCGGCGUCACAAAGACGAGGUACAUGGUCUUCCGGGAGACGAUGUCUUCCACUGCCACGCUCGGGUUCCGCAUCGAAGGCCUGAAGAAGAGCGACGGUCAGUCCAGCAAGGACUUCAAGACCACCAAGGAUAGAGACCAAAUCAUCAACGCCUUCAGGGAGUUCACCCGGGGCUUCCCCCACACCGUGAGCCGCUACAUCCAGAGGCUACGCGCCAUCAAAGCCACGCUCGAGGUGUCGGACUUCUUCGCCUCGCACGAGGUGAUAGGCAGCUCGCUGCUGUUCGUGCACGACGCGGACAAGGCCAACAUCUGGCUCAUCGACUUCGCCAAGUCGCGCGUGCUGCCCGCUGGGGUGGGGCCCAUCACACACAACGCGCCCUGGAUCGAGGGCAACCACGAGGACGGCUACCUCAUCGGGCUGCGCAACCUCAUCGACAUCUUCACCGAGAUGGAGCAGAACCCGGAGGAGCCGCCCACUCCCCCGCAGUCGAACCCGUCGUCGCCUGAGUCGUCGUCGCCGUCGGCGCCGUCCUCGACGCCAGCCUCGGCCGACAGCAGCCCUGCCAACACGUCGCCGCCCACCAGCCCCGAGGAAGACGCGACGUCGCCGGUGGUCCUGCGCCUCCCGCCGCGCGUCUCAAGGGCUGUGCCGUCCCUCAACAGGAAGGACACAGUUGUGGCCCAGGUCAACGAUGUCGACGCCCAGGUUGAUAGUCCCCCUCCGUACUCGGUGCAGCUGGAGCUGAGGCCGCAUCCUCUCGCCUCUGAGGCCGCCAGCACGGCUGAGGAGGACUGUGCCGCGUCGGCGUCUCCGCGGGAGCAGCAGCCCAGGCUGUCGCUGCCCCUGCCCAUCCACAUCAAGAAGACGGACACGGUUCUCACGUUGCAGACGCCGGCUGAGGCGGCGGCGCUGGACAGGACAGAACUAACGUGACGCGUCUCUGCUGGUUCUGAUAUUCUUUUAUUGAGGAAGGCGGGACUUCACCGUGGCUAGUGCUGUGGAAAGCGCUUGGCUUUGUCCGGGUGACGUCAAAGUGAUGUGAUAUUGCGAGACGUGUCGAAAUAGGGCACGGUGUCGUGCGGGGUCGAGUCUGACCCCUCUGGAGUCUUCCAGUUGAGAGAGGAACCCAGUCUGCUUCUAGUAUUUGAUAGAGUUGAAUAAUAGUAAGUUUGACGGAGAGUGGAAAUCUCAUAGUGACGAACGUUGUUAUGCCACAACGUGAUGAGUGGUAAAUAUCUAUAGAUUAAUAUUCAGACUGAAAUGUGUGUUCGUUUCCAUUACAUCAAUUAUAAAGGUGUUGUGGCCUCUGUGCAUAUAUUGUGGGAAUAGAGUUGGCUUGUGUGCUUUCUUAGUCAAGUUGCAUUUGAUGUUUCUUCAACCACACCAGUGACUUGUUGACUUUGAAUCCUUUCCAUGAGGGUUUGUUAGAAAUGUAAUUACGUUUAAUCCUUUCUUGGUCCUGGUAUUGCUGAAGUCUGAAAUGCGUUCCUUGUUUGUGGUCUGAUUUUGAGAUCUGCGGUUUACACUAUAGUAUUGUAUUUGGUAAAACUUAUGUCUUGUGUACCUUAUAACGCUGGUUGAACAAUUUUAUUAUAUUAUCAUCCUCAUGUUGUUUAUGUAAGAUUUUUCAUUUUCACAUUUUCAUAUAAAAAUUGGAAUGUGAAACGUAAA
Molecule: messenger RNA, 2493 nt
Organism: Frankliniella occidentalis (western flower thrips)
Lineage: Eukaryota; Metazoa; Arthropoda; Insecta; Thysanoptera; Thripidae
Product: inositol-trisphosphate 3-kinase B
Biological process (GO): inositol phosphate biosynthetic process
Cellular component (GO): nucleus; cytoplasm
Molecular function (GO): inositol tetrakisphosphate kinase activity; inositol-1,4,5-trisphosphate 3-kinase activity
Source: RefSeq, a predicted model, not a curated record